CUUAUUGAUGAAGCUCUCGAAACACUUCGAGCAGCCAAAAGUGAACCACGCAAAGCAUGGGCACCCUUCAGACAGCUGCUAACUCAGUUGAGUAGUCGAUCGAACCGGCGAUUACUGAUGGGCUUACAAAUGGCCGAUAUCGCGCCCGCACUUGCAACAUUCAGUCAUCGACUUAUACCUCUACCGGGACAGGAACACAAGAAUUUUGCUGACGUUGUAAUGUUAGAACGAAUCAGCAAGCAAACAGUUAUUUUGCCGACAAAAACGCGACCACGAAAACUAGUUUUUCAUGGAUCGGAUGGCAAAGAUUAUCCAUUUUUGUUCAAAGGCCAAGAAGAUUUGCAUCUGGACGAACGUAUCAUGCAGCUGUUACGCAUCUGUAAUAUGAUGCUGGCAGAAAAAGAAAGAGAUUGGCCCUCUUACACAGCUCAGCAUUAUUCGGUAACACCACUGGGCUCACGCUCGGGCCUUAUCGAAUGGGUUGAGGGAGCAACAUCCAUUUUUCAAGUCUACAGAAAAUGGCAACUCCGUCAGGCGCCUGCGAGUGAAAUUGAAAGACCAAGCGAACUUUUCAUGAAGAAACUAAAAGCAUAUUUCCUCGACAACAAAUUGCCAUUGCAAUCGCUUGCUGAUCGUCAAAAAUGGCCGCACACGGCGUUGAAGAAUGUUAUUCAGGUGCUGAUCGAUGAAACUCCAAAGGAUCUUCUUUCAAGGUUUUAUUCUUAUUCAACGAACAUUUCGUGCUUUUUCCCUCGGCAUUUAGUCCUGGACGAGAGCUGUGGUUUCGUGCUGGAAGCCCAGACACGUGGUUCCGUGUAA
Molecule: messenger RNA, 819 nt
Organism: Gongylonema pulchrum
Lineage: Eukaryota; Metazoa; Nematoda; Chromadorea; Rhabditida; Gongylonematidae
Source: the annotation of a GenBank genome assembly